This is a messenger RNA of Aedes albopictus (Asian tiger mosquito), 2900 nucleotides long. RefSeq lists its product as uncharacterized. The record is from RefSeq and is a predicted model, not a curated record. The coding region runs from base 40 to 2838 and encodes 932 amino acids. Lineage: Eukaryota; Metazoa; Arthropoda; Insecta; Diptera; Culicidae. Gene Ontology annotation, molecular function: nucleic acid binding. Gene Ontology annotation, biological process: DNA integration. The transcript has 2 exons.
UUGUGGAGGAGCCCGAAUGGAGAAAUCGAGACCUACGUUAUGGACGUCGCCACCUUCGGCGCAUCCUGUUCGCCGUGUACUGCUCAGUUUAUUAAAAAUCAAAACGCAGAAGGAUUUUCGCAAACGUUUCCCAGAGCUGCAAGUGCUAUCACUAAGAGUCAUUAUGUCGAUGACUUCCUCGACAGCACGGACACAGUGGAGGAAGCUAUCCAGCUUGUGAACCAAGUAAAGGUCAUACACCGAGAGGCAGGAUUCGACAUCAGGAAGUUCAAGUCAAACGCUCCGGAAGUGCUCGUCGCGGCAGAUGAAGCGAACAUGUCUGCUGAGAAGUCCAUCAACUGCGAAAAGCACACAGUCUCCGAUCGGGUACUUGGACUCGUAUGGAACCCCACCGAAGAUGUUUUCUCGUUCGACGUGUCAAGCUUAAUUGUGGAAAGGAUUCUCAGUGGAGGAGUAAUCCCAACGAAACGCCAAGUUCUUCAAGUGGUGAUGAAACUGUUCGACCCACUCGGAUUUGUUUCCCACUUCACGGUUCAUGGUAAAAUUUUGAUGCAGGAGAUAUGGAGGACUGGAACCAACUGGGACGAACCUAUCGAUCAGAAUUUGCUUGACAUGUGGUACCGCUGGACCGAACUUUUGCCGUUACUUGGAGUGGUUAAAAUACCACGCUGCUACUUUGGAACACUGUCAUCGAAAUCUCUACAAAACCUCCAAGUGCACAUAUUCGUGGAUGCAAGCGAGGUAGCAUAUGCCUGUGUAGCAUAUCUUCGCCUGCGUUGUACUGAGGGAAUACGAUGUGCCUUUGUAGCGUCGAAGACAAAAGUCGCCCCCCUAAAACCGCUCUCCAUUCCGCGGCUGGAGCUGCAGGCAGCUAUGAUCGGGGCUCGGCUGAUGCAAACCAUAUGCUCGUCCCUCACACUACCAAUCAGCAAACGCGUUCUAUGGUCAGAUUCUACGACCGUAUUAGCAUGGCUUCGGUCGGAUAGCCGGCGAUACCACCAAUUCAUCGGAUUUCGUGUAGGCGAAAUACUAUCUCUUACUGCCAUGGACGAGUGGAGAUACGUACCAUCUAACGACAACGUAGCGGACGAAGCGACGAAGUGGGCGGCGGGACCGAACUUCAACCCCGACUCCCGCUGGUACACAGGCCCAGAGUUCCUGGCAAACCCCGAAAGUGAAUGGCCAACGAAAGAAGAACGAUCCAGCACGACUACUGAAGAACUGAGACCGGUAUAUUUGCACCGUCACCUGUUGAUGGAGAAACUGAUCGACGAGACCCGCUUCUCUAAUUGGAACCGGAUGGUACGGGCUAUGGCCUACGUGUAUCGAGCAGUCGCAAUAUGGAGAAAACGAAUUUCAGCAAUGCAUCGUGGAGCACCUUUAACGCGCGUAGAACUGCAGGCAGCGGAGAAUGCAGUAUUUCGUCAGGCACAGGCUGAAACAUAUCCUGAUGAGCUGGCAUUACUGAGUAAUCAAGCGACAAUGACGAAAGCAAGCCCGCUGUACACCUUGACCCCUUUCUUAGAUGACCACGGAGUUGUUCGAAUGGGAAGUCGAAUCGAGGCAGCUCCAGAAGCCAGUUACUCUGCAAAAUACCCGAUCAUAUUGUCUAAACAUCAUCCCACUACGGCACUGCUGACGGAGGGUUUCCACCGACGAUACCUGCAUGGAAAUAAUGAAACGGUCCACAAUGAAAUGAGACAGCAAUAUUACAUCUCCGGUCUGCGUGCCCUGAUUCGUAAGACCUCCCGAGGAUGUCAGGUAUGUAAGAUCAAAAAGGCGAUCCCUCAGCCUCCAAUCAUGGCUCCACUGCCCAGGGUUAGGCUCACACCGUUUGUGCGGGCCUUCACGUACGUUGGUGUUGACUAUUUCGGUCCGUUGGAGGUGAAGGUUGGGCGAAGCAUAGUGAAGAGAUGGGCAGCUCUAUUCACUUGUUUGACGGUUAGAGCUGUCCAUUUGGAGCUUACCCAUAGUCUCUCGGCGAAAUCGUGUAUUAUGGCCUUUCGCCGGUUUGUGGUCAGGCGAGGAGCCCCUCUCGAAGUAUAUUCGGACAAUGGGACCAAUUUCGUUGGGGCUAGCCGUCAACUGUCUGAGGAAUUGAAAACAAUCCAGGAUAUCAACUCGCAGUGUGCUUCGACCUUCACCAACACCUACACCACGUGGCAUUUCAACGCCCCCGCUGCUCCCCACAUGGGUGGGCCGUGGGAACGUUUAGUGAGGUCGGUGAAAACAGCGAUGAAGGCCAUCUUGGACUGUCCCCAGUACCUUAGCGACGAAGUUCUCGAAACUGUUCUGCUAGAAGCCGAAGGAAUAGUGAAUUCCCGACCACUUACAUACGUACCCUUGGAACAAGCCGACGACGAGGCCUUAACCCCGAAUCAUUUUCUUUUGUACGGGUCAACCGGGGUGAACCAGCCAGAAGGGCCAUUAUCAAUUGACGGAGAACAUCUACGAGAAGGACGAGCGUUAACACAGCGUAUUGUAAACGAUUUCUGGCGUAGGUGGGUACUUGAAUAUCUGCCCAUGCUCACAAGGCGCACCAAAUGGUUCGAAAAGGUAAAACCUCUUGAACCUGGUGAUCUAGUCGUAGUAAUCGAUGAGAAAGUAAGGAACAGUUGGAUUAGAGGGCGCAUUCUAGACGUCGUGAAGGGAGCUGAUGGUCAAGUACGGCGGGCAACAGUGCAAACCGCUAAAGGAAUUCUCUCCAGGGGUGCUGUGAAGCUCGCUUUGCUCGAUGUGAAGCCUGGAAGUACAUCGGUUACUGGAGACGAUCAUCCGGCUAAUGGGACAGCUCACGGGCGGGGGGAUGUUGCUGUGACUGGGCACACUGGUACGUGAGUCUGCCAGCCACUCCCUCGGACGAACGUCAGAUGUAAAGAGAAGAAGAGGAGAAAAGGGAA